Bicyclus anynana (squinting bush brown) is the source of this 946-nucleotide messenger RNA. Its product is annotated as c-Myc-binding protein. Gene Ontology annotation, molecular function: transcription coactivator activity. Gene Ontology annotation, biological process: regulation of DNA-templated transcription. The record is from RefSeq and is a predicted model, not a curated record. Bases 146 to 409 code for a protein of 87 amino acids. The transcript has 2 exons. Gene Ontology annotation, cellular component: nucleus. Lineage: Eukaryota; Metazoa; Arthropoda; Insecta; Lepidoptera; Nymphalidae.
UCAUUUGACGUUUGUGAUUUGUGAAAGACAUAUAUUUGCUUGAAAUUGAAAAGCAAAUUAUUUUGUUUUCUGGUGGUUUCUGGUUUGGUGUACCUUCUAAAAUAUCUAAAGAAAAAAGAGAAUUAUAAAUUAGAGAGGAUAAAAUAUGUCGUCGUAUAAGCCAAUUGACUCUAAAAGAGAAGAAUUCAGACGUUAUUUAGAACGUGCUGGCGUUAUGGACGCCUUAACAAAAGUUCUCGUAAGUUUAUACGAAGAACCAGAUAAACCAGAAGAUGCUCUCGAGUACGUGCGGAAACACCUUGGCACAGACGGAGGUGAAGACGAACUGGAGGCUGCGAAGGCUCGUAUCGCCGAGCUUGAAGUAGAGAACGCCAUGCUUAAAGGCGAAGCGCCGCCUACAGAAGGAUGAUUGCAUUCUUAGUGUAACUAUUUGUUGAUCUCAAUGUGAAAUGGAUCUCAAAAACUCUUGUUGAUUCUAAAGAAUUAUUAAUUUGUUAAAGAAUAAGAUGUUUUAAGUUCACGUGCUGGAAGCACAAUAAUUUUUUUUGUUAAUAUUUUUGUCAAGAAAAAAAAAAUAGAAACAGUCCACGCCUGAAUAAUACUUGUGGACUGUUUCAAUAUUUUUUAUUAUAAGUAUAUUUAUUAAGUUUCUAGAAUCUAGAUUCUAGAACAAUGUUGAGUUGAUUUUCAUGUGCAUAAUGCACAAAUUAUUUUAGUUUCGUUAAUUAUUGUUUGUAAGGUUUAAGAAUUUCAUAUUUGUACAAUAUGUGACAUUUAAUUUUCGAUUAUUAAUUGACAUUGAAAUGCUCCAAAAUAUUUCUGUCACUAUUCCUAUAAACAUCACAACUUGUUAUACAUUACACAGGUGACCUGAAAAGCAGCUUUUAUUGUUAAAAAUUGCAUUAAUUCUAAAACUUUCGGUUACUAAUAAAAAAUGGUGAAAUAA